Messenger RNA from Lineus longissimus, 5138 nucleotides. RefSeq names its product malignant fibrous histiocytoma-amplified sequence 1 homolog. The record is from RefSeq and is a predicted model, not a curated record. Gene Ontology annotation, molecular function: protein binding. The transcript is spliced from 4 exons. Bases 347 to 4303 code for a protein of 1318 amino acids. Lineage: Eukaryota; Metazoa; Nemertea; Pilidiophora; Heteronemertea; Lineidae.
UAAUGCACUGAUGGCACCUUGCAACAGGUAUAACAGGUUAGAAAUGCUAGCACCAAUAUAGCAACAAAGCAGACACUGUCUCGUACUGACAACCGUGUUGAUUUUUGGAUUAUUUUCCGGAUUUAUGCGACAACUGAUGGAGAUAAUUCAGAAGAGGCAAUUCUAUUAUUUGUCCAGGGCAACAUCAUUUGGAUUGGCACAAAAGUUCUGUGAUACAUUGAUAGAUAAAGCGCUUGUGUUAUCAACUCAUACCUGAUGCUUGUUGAAAACCACAUGAAGUUCAAUUCGAAAUCGGCCGCCUAGGAUGCAUUAAAACUUUAAUAGGAUAUAAACACAACGCUACAAGAUGGUGAAGUCAGACCCAACCAAGAAGAAAACCACUGCCACACAGACACUUCCGGAGACACUGAAAGAUGGGACCGAAAGUGCCUCAGAUUUCCCUGACCAGUCGGGCAAGUCCACACAGGAUUCCAAUCGGGAUGGGAAGGGACGAGCAGUCGAUAUUGAUGAAGGCCAUGAGCCAAUCAAAGGUGCAGAGAACAGUUCAAAAGAUAUUGGCGUAAUAUCUGAUUCGCCUGCAUCGCCCGAUAGCAGCCAUCAAUCAAAUAUUGUAUCAAAUAAAGAAACCGCUGUAGCGAUAAAUACAGAUGAGUUACACACGAGAACAAUCGCCGAGGAUCAAUAUGAGUCCAUUAGCAGAACGGGAGAGAAAAGCGAGGUCGAUGUAGGGAUAAAUGCAACAGAACGGUCAAAUGGAGGAGGUGAGGACAUGGAUGGCGACAAUGAAAUGGAUAAGGUUAGAGACAGCAAAAUGGUUAAGGUUGGCAACAGAGAAACAGCUGAGGUUGACAACAGUGAAAUGGAAUACUUUGCUAAGGUUGGCAAAAUUGAAACAGGACUUGCUGAAAAUCGAAGAGUAGAAGUUGGACAUGAUUCUGACUCGAAUACAGGGCGACUUGCGCAGAUAGGUGAAGUUGACAGUGCGGAUGAACGCAGUGAGGACAACGUUCAGCUGACAGAGCGUGACGAGGAAGUGAUGAAGAAGCCGGUGAUUGUGCGGAUACCGUACGGAGGUGAUGACGAGGUUGAUGAGGAGUGGAUGGCGAUGGAUCAACGAGUUGUCGGCUUCUUGGACGACGGUGAAUGGAGCAUCUCCACAUUCAGCGAGGCUGGCGACUCGGAUGAGGAAAUCGUGCAGGCAAUGGCGGUGUCUGGUACGCCCCUCAAGAAUAUGAAAAGGAUCGAAACAAAGUUAGAAGCCAUGAUUAAAGGAAAGCAACGCCCGCGCUCAAAGUCACCGGCAAAAUCCGAAGGCUCAUCGAAGAGUAAGAAAGUUGGGAUUCAACUGCCAACGGACUCUUCGGAAUGGAGGAAGGCCGACUACACGAGUCAUGGGAUAACAUCACUGCCGCCACAGCUUUUUAAAUCCAAAGACGGCAUUCAGGAGCUGCUGAUGAGCGGGAACAACAUCAGGUUCAUCCAACCUGAAAUCAAAAAGCUGACCAACCUCGUGAAAAUCGACAUCAGCAAGAACGGAAUACGUAGCAACAGUCCGAACGACUUCGGGGGGCUCCCCCUAGAGAUGCAGCAACUAACUAAUCUACAACAGCUGUGUGCAUCCGAGUGUAACUUCCGCUAUGUUCCGCCGGUCAUCUGGAAAAUCCCGAGUUUAAGAUAUCUCGAUAUUAGCCGGAAUAAGAUACAUGUGCUGCCACCCGAUGUGGGAAAUCUCUUCAAUUUAGAAGUGCUAAAUUUGCAGCAGACUAAUAUCGUCACGUUGCCGAUAGAGAUCGUUUACUGCGAGGCGCUCGCUGAGUUGUUAUUGUGGGGAAACUCCAUGGAGAGCCUUCCUGAGACUAUGCUUGAGUUACAUAAACUGCACACCAUGAAGAUCAACAACCGCAGCUUCGCACAGCUGGUCGUCCAGGACGCGUACAUGGAGAAUUUACUCAGUAAGGGUCAGAUCCAGUCGGAACACAUACCACAGGUACUGUACGAGAUCCCACAGUUAGAGCGGAUUGACCUCGAGGAGUGUCUGAUCAAUAAUAUUCCGCAGAAAUGCCAAACAUCCCUGAAGGAGUUCCUAUUACAGAAGAACUUUUUUCAUUCAUUCCCGUCUGCCAUUUUGGAAAUGGUCAACAUGCGUACAUUGAAUCUUUCAAGUAAUUUCUUAACAGAGAUACCGACCGCCAUCGAUUCCUUAGUUAACAUCGAGACGCUCAAGUUCGACAAUAACCAGAUUGCAAAAAUCCCGACGACGAUCAAGAAUCUACAAAACUUGAUUGAUUUUCGGGUUGGAAACAACAAGAUAACUAAACUGCUCCCAGAGAUCAGCGAGUUGAAAAAUCUCCGCAGGUUAUUUGUCAAUCAGAAUAAAAUCAAAGAGCUGCCUGAAAACAUUAGUAACUUGAGCUUGCUUGAGACUUUUGAUCUCACGGAGAACGAAUUGAAAUCCUUACCUCUUGACAUGUUCAAGAUGACGGGGUUAAAGACGGCUCACACGUAUAAUCACUACGAGAAAAGCGGCUUGUGGCUGCACAAGAACCCACUAAAGAAUCCGCCAGAACAAAUCUGGAAAACCGAAAACCCACAGAAGAUCUGGACGCACCUGCGCCGCCAGCAGAUCAUCCAGACCGAGAAUCUUCAACGACAGAAGAUCAUCGUUUUGGGUGAUUACCAAGCUGGUAAAACAAGCUUUAUCAACGCGCUGGUACUCGGGAAGUCGGUCUUGACAACAUCCGUCAAAGAUUCGACAGCAGUGAUGAGCGAAAGACGCUGGAAAACCGCCAAUAAUGUCGAAUUCAUCGUGCUUGAACUUGGCGGGGAUACCAACUACCGCAUCAUUCAUCCCCUCUUCCUGGAUGAGAAGGCGUUGUACAUCAUCAUUUACGACCAUCGCUUCUACAACUCCUCAAACUUUCAGCGCACGAUUGGUCAGUGGAUUGACAUGCUCCAAAUGCAUGUGCCAGGUGCUGUCGUGAAGAUCGUCGGGACGCAGAGUGAUUUGUGCUGCGAUGAUUUCUAUGCGAAGAAUGAGGAAAGUGUCAAAAAUGAUUUGGAAAAUCAUCUGCGGGAACAUCGGACCCGAGUGAAGACGAUGCGAGAAACCGCCAAGUCCAUGAUGGCAGAGGAAAGAAGUGAGGGCACCACCUCUGGGCAUUCACGUAAACAACUCAAAGUCCAAAAGAAAAAGGCGGAGAUGAUCGUGAAGAACCAGUUGAAGAUUGUGUCAAAUGUUACAAUCACCCACUCCAACGAGGGUACCCCUGGAAUCGAGGACAUCAUCAAUGACUUGGAAACGAUGGUCAUCAACAAAAAUCUCUUCCCAGAUGCCCAGCGUGUUAUCCCGAAUCACUGGACGAGAUUCCGCGCCAAACUCAACAUGCACCCAGGCCGUUACGUCACGAUGGACACCGUUCGACAACUUGCUCACAAUUUCCAAAUCACAGAUCCAAAAGAGCUGCAGGCCAGCUUGCAAUUCUUCCGUGAUACUGGUGAUAUCAUCUGGUUUGCCAAGAGCCCCACUCUCCAAGACAUUGUAUUCCACGUACCUGGCUACCUGGUCGAGCUCAUCCAGUGCCUGUACCGACAUGACCUCAAAGAUUACAUGGACUAUGAGACGAACCGGGUGUUCAACAGCAGGGGGAUGUUCAACUCGGAAACCUUUGACCAAGCUAAAGAAGAUUUCUUUCAAUCUGGUCAGAUUUCGCGCCCUCUACUCAGAUGUUUGUGGUUCUAUGUCAAAAUAACCUACGACGAAUUUGCAGAUAUGGUGCAACUUGUGCCCAAGUUAGACUUGUUUUAUUAUAUCCCGCAACCAGAUAUACCAUCAUCGCACUCUUACCGUGAAGCAUUGGUGGUCAUGCCCUGGUACAAUAAGGACGUUCAACCCAAGGACAUCAGUGACCUCUGGCCAGAUAAAGUCCCUAACAGCCAAACAGAAAUGCGAAUCAAGUACACAUUCCCCGUUCACUACCCGGAGUCAAUCUUCGAGAAGUUUUCCGUGCGCUUACAAAGUCACAUAAUCAGUCGAAUUGACUGGCAGGACAUGCUGUAUGCCACAACUGAAGGAGAGAGCAUCCUAGUGCAGAGAUCGCUUGAUACUAAAACUUACGAUCUCCAGAUCAUUAUUUCUGUGCGCGGAGAGUUAGAGGCAGGGCGGGCACUGAUUGGUCAGUUGUACAGCCACAUGAAGCAGAUUCUAGAGGCACUCCAUGGGUUGCUCUGGGUCGAGAGGUUCGAAAUAUCAAACACAAGUUCUCCACUGGAGGUGUGUUUCCCGCAGGAAAUCGUGCAACUAUGAAUACAGGGGUAGGCAUUGUAUUUGUGUUCAGGCUGCAAUGACGGGGUUGAUUAACAAAUCUGCUGGGAGACGUCACUUGCUUACCUUUUCACGGCACCCUAGAAGGCCAUUUUUUAAACAAAUGAAGGAUUGACACUCUAAUACUGUUCGCCUGCAGAUGGUAAUUGCGAACUUUGGAACUGAUGACUUUUGAGUGACGAUUAAACUAGGGGGUCAAGUAAGGUACCUUUGAUAAUUUUGGAAGAUUCAGUAAGUGGACAGAACUUACCAAAAAGCUACAAUGGAUAAUGUACUCUCCUUUCACUUGAAGGUCAGUGGAAAAUACUUCUCUUUAGUGCCUUGCCCUUUUCAUUAUCUUUCUCAAUGAAGAAACUGGUUUGAGGAGUACCACUACCAGGUCUCAUGUUGAUGGUGGCUGAACCAAUAGCACUACAGUUAAUGCUUGUAAAGGAGGUUUUCAUGUUUAAGAUCAAAUGACCUUUCUCAUGUGAAAAGAGCGUUUUUGCAGAUACAUGUGUAGAAUUUGUAUAUAAGUGUAUAAUUUAUUUUCAAAGUCAAAAGCUGUGAUAGCAGAAGGUUAGGACAAUAUUGCUGCUUUUUUGAAAUUUCAUAUGAGCUACUUAUGAAAAACUAGUGCGACUAGGAGUAAAGGAAUAUCUGUAGCAGGGCACUUUAAGCAAAAUUAGAUGUUACAGGAAGAGAACUACUGAUUAAAUCCUACAUAGCUAUGAUAUUUAGGAAUUAGACAUUCUGAUGGUCAUGAUCAUAAAUUAUGUGUCAUCGUCCAAAUUUGGGCUUUUGCCUUAUGCUUGAAUAAAUCAGUGAUUUUUGAUAA